This is a messenger RNA of Rotaria sp. Silwood2, 900 nucleotides long. NCBI's taxonomy places the organism in Eukaryota, Metazoa, Rotifera, Eurotatoria, Philodinida, Philodinidae. The record is from the annotation of a GenBank genome assembly.
AUGCUAAAUAGAUUUUCUACAAUUAUACUUACUGUUUUUGGUAAAAAUCAUCGAAUAGGACCAGUAAUACAUUUCAAAAGUAAAGUUAAUAUUGGUGUUGAUGAUGAACGUCAACAACAUUCAAAAGGUGUACAUGUUAUAUUUACAAUACAAUCCGAAACAGCUACCAAAGAGCUUCGUCAUGCCAAACGCGUGUUAGCUAUCACUGGCGCAGGCAUUUCUGCAGAUUCUGGACUACCAACCUACCGUGGUAUCGGUGGUCUUUAUAGUGACGGUCAAGAGGUCGAAGAAGGAAUGACCAUCGAGGAGGCUCUAUCCGGCUACACUAUGCGCACGGAGCCAGAUAUUUGCUGGAAGUACAUCUGUCAAAUCGAGUCUGCCUGCCGUGCUGCUAAACACAAUUCUGCACACGAGGCACUCGUAGCUCUUGAAUCGAAGUUUGAACAUUUUACUGUAGUCACUCAAAAUAUCGAUGGUUUACAUCGCAGUGCCGGCACAAAAGACCUUAUCGAAAUUCAUGGCAACAUACAUCAACUAUUUUGUACCAUUUGUGAUCGUGAAAAGCAUGUUGCUGACUUCGAUGGCAUGGAAAUUCCGCCUGCUUGUAGCCGCUGUGGUGGGCUCAUACGACCGCGCAUCGUUCUAUUUGGUGAAAUGUUGCCAAUGCAUGCGCUCACUCGACUUUCCGAAAUAGUGGAUAAAGGUGUCGAUGCUGUUAUCACAAUUGGAACUACUAGUGUAUUUCCAUACAUUGCGGGACCAGUUUUACGUGCUGCAGAAAACAAUAUUAUUACUAUUGAAAUCAACCCAAGCGAUACCAAAGUGUCACAUGCUGUGCGAUAUCGUCUGCGCGAACGGGCGAGUAUUGCUUUGCCUGCAUUAUUGAAACAUCUUUCGUAG